Messenger RNA from Daldinia caldariorum, 1995 nucleotides. RefSeq names its product glycosyltransferase family 1 protein. The record is from RefSeq and is a predicted model, not a curated record. The coding region runs from base 316 to 1797 and encodes 493 amino acids. NCBI's taxonomy places the organism in Eukaryota, Fungi, Ascomycota, Sordariomycetes, Xylariales, Hypoxylaceae. The transcript has a single exon. Gene Ontology annotation, molecular function: UDP-glycosyltransferase activity.
UCAGGUACCUAGGUAGACUCUUCCCAUAGCACCCCUUUAAUUUAUGCAAUUACACAGUAGAGUUGGCUUUUAUUUAUAUUUAUGUGCAGAUAUUUACAGUCAAAGGGGGCUUAGUCAGCCAUGAUAUGUACUUAAGCCACGUGUAUGGAAUUCAUCCGGGGCCAGCGCCGAGUCGAACUCGUAAUGGUAUCUAACCUGAUACUAUCAAGAAAAGACAAUUCAGAUAUAAAUAAUAUAAAAUUUGGAGUAACUUCGAUAUUUCAACCGGGUUGCUAAACUCGAAAUUAAACGUAAAGCCAAACCGCCGUGUCUCAAAUGACAGACCCAAAGCCGAACCCGACCCGAGCGCACCGCCCCUUUGUGCUGAUCGUUUGCCAUUCGUUAACGGGACACCUCUCUCCCUUAAUCCGCAUAGCUUCGGCCCUUCACGCGCGUGGUUGGGAGACUUUAUUUCUGGGACCGACGGCGCAUCGCCAAGGCAUCGAAGCAGCCGGUGCCGUGUUUUUGCCUUUGAGGGGCGACGCCGACCUCGAUGACAAGGUGUACUAUGAGAACCCACCUCAGCCCGGAUAUGCGUCGCUCCACUGGGCGGAGCGCGUGCUGAUCGACUUGCGCAGGCAGUGUCUUGAUCCCUUGCCGACGCAAUGGGCUUGCUUUGUAGACGCCCUCCGAUUUCUUCAGACUUGUGACCCAGAGCGGAAGAUCAUUUUGUUAGCUGAAGCAUUCUUCUAUGGCGCUCUGCCAUUGUUCUAUGGUGCAUCACUUCCUGAUGGCCUGAAACUGGAAGAAAUUCUACUUGGAUCCUUGUGCGUUUCGGUGACGGUACCAGCAAUUCGGAGCAUCGAUUUACCGCCUGCUGGGUAUCCUUUCCCUUUCGACUCGUCGCCGGAUGGCCGCAAGAGAAACGCAAAACUGUGGGAAAAGAGUUGGAAGCGUAAAUCUAGCGACCUGGCCGCGUUGCUAGACACCAAGCUGCGUGAGGCGGGUGCUCGUCGUACCGUCAACGAAAUAUUUCUUUCGGGUGCAAACUAUUUAUGCCACGAUACUAUCCUACAGCUCGGCGUUCCUGGGUUCGAAUAUCCGCGCAGCGACUGGCCUCGAGGGUUCAAGUUCGCAGGGCUAGUGCAAGGUCCACCACCAAACACCAAGACCCUUCCUAGUAAUAGUAAAGCCCCCAACUUCCCCUGGUGGUCCGAACUUACAUCCAACACCGCCCUGUCUACCCUUCCCAUCUCAGACCCGAGCCGCGCCGAGAAAAAGAAGGUCAUCGUCGUCGCCCAAGGCACCGUAGAAAUCAACCCACGCGAUCUAAUCGUCCCCACGCUACAGGCUUUUUCCAACCGGUCGGACGUGUUAGUUGUUGCUAUACUCGGGUGGAAGAACGCUAGCCUAUUGAGCUACGGCAUCGAUAUUGAGAUUCCGCCUAACGCUCGUAUAGCUGACUACGUUUCAUAUGACGCGGUGUUGGCGCAUGCUGACGUCUGGGUGCAUAAUGCGGGAUUCGGCGCAGUGAACCACGGUAUUGCGAACGGCGUGCCUAUGGUAGUUGCGGGCGAGGGGAUGGAUAAAACCGAAAACUCGCGGCGAGUGGCUUGGUCCGGAAUCGGGGUUGACCUCGGCUGCGCGAAACCGUCCGCUCAACUGGUGAGAGAAGGCGUUGAACGCGUACUGGAAAAUGAAAGCUUCCUAAAACGCGUGCAGGAGCUACAAAAGCAGAGCCGGGAGAUAGACUGCUUUGAUAUGGUUCACAGCGAACUAGUCAGGAUAAUGAAAACUUGCCCUGGCAUAAAACAAUAGGGUCUGGUUUCUUAAUGUGAAGGGCUCGCAAUUACUACCUGCUGCCAAGCGUUGGCAUCCGCAUGUAGAAUGGUAUCAGAUCAAUCAAAUUACGUACAUCCCGUACCAUGUCAUAGAUAAUCAAGUUCCUAGUAACCCGCUAUGUAGAGAAUUCAGUCUAUGAAAAGACAACCAUCUCAUGCCCCUUUCCAGUAACUC